Molecule: messenger RNA, 1188 nt
Organism: Octopus bimaculoides (California two-spot octopus)
Lineage: Eukaryota; Metazoa; Mollusca; Cephalopoda; Octopoda; Octopodidae
Product: carbohydrate sulfotransferase 11
Biological process (GO): carbohydrate biosynthetic process
Cellular component (GO): membrane
Molecular function (GO): sulfotransferase activity
Source: RefSeq, a predicted model, not a curated record
UAAUAAAAUAGUUGUAUGACGUCACUUGCAAAUUUAAAUGUUUGUAAUAUUAUAGAUCGGGCAAUUGUCGACAUGAAGCCACAGCAAGAUGAUGAAUUUGAUGAAGAAGUAGAAGUAAUUCCAGAUGCAGAUGAUGGAGAUGACGCUCAGGUUCAAUUCACAGAAGAAGAUCACAAAGCCUUUUUGCUAGAUCAGCAGAAAAGAAAAUCUUUUUUGAGAUCAGCCUGCAAGAAACUCGGUUUACUCGCCAGAAGACGUGAAAUGAAGAGAAGCGAGUUUUCCAGUAUUCUUGUCAACGAUCCACACGGAUUUAUGUAUUGCCAAAUUCCAAAAGUUGCGUGCACUAAUUGGCGGCGAGUGUUACUUGUGUUAACAGGAUAUUACAAUACGACGAAAGGGUCUCAACUGAAAGCUAUGGAUGUCCAUGAUUCUUAUGAUAAGUAUUUGACUUACCUCAGUGAUCUAUCACCUGGAGGAAUCUCAUAUCGUUUGCGGAAUUACAAGAAAUUUCUAUUCGUUCGAGAACCAUUUCAGAGACUAGUUUCUGCUUUCAGAAACAAAAUCCUAACUUCAAAAAAUGAAUACUUUUUCCAAAGAUUUGGCCGCAUUAUUCUCAAAAGAUAUCGAAAUCGUUCAAUGAGUGAGAAUUCCAUGCGAAAAACAAAGGUUAAAUUUAGUGAGUUUGUGCAUUAUCUUCUCGAUGCGUCGUCACGGAAAGUUAGUUUAAAUGAUCAUUGGGGCCAUUUUAGCCCUUUGUGUCAUCCGUGUUCGAUAAAAUAUGAUUUUAUAGGUAAAUACGAGACAUUGGAGAGAGAUGCACAUUUUAUUCUACGUAAUUUGACACCGAAACACUCGGUCAGAUUUCCAUCGCGUAAUGACACCUACAGACAUGCACAAACUGGUACUGAUUUGGUAGCGAAAUAUUUCGAUACUCUUUCGACUGCAUCUGUAAAUAGACUGUGGAUGAUGUACCGCAAAGAUUAUUUUCUCUUUAAUUACUCCUACCCUACGUGGUUACUACCAUCUUAUAACAGGAACACAACAAUCAUCCAAAAGUCUUCAAAAGUAAAUCCAUUUAAAAUUAAACCGACCUAGAAUUUGCUUCCUCUCUGUGUGUGUGUGUGUGUGUGUGUGUGUGUGUGUGUGUGUGUGUGUGUGUGUGUAUUUUUGUGUGUGUAUAUAUAUAUA